Messenger RNA from Lynx canadensis (Canada lynx), 2446 nucleotides. It is a transcript of the gene RNF32, whose product is annotated as ring finger protein 32. NCBI's taxonomy places the organism in Eukaryota, Metazoa, Chordata, Mammalia, Carnivora, Felidae. The record is from RefSeq and is a predicted model, not a curated record. The transcript has 8 exons. Gene Ontology annotation, molecular function: protein binding. The coding region runs from base 1185 to 2294 and encodes 369 amino acids.
UUUAAAAAUUUAAAAGGAAAGAAAGAAGGGAGGGAGGAAGGAACUUCUUGCAUGCCUGCCUUGAGGCCAGAUUGGAAAGCGAGCACAGAAACUGCCUUCUAGUUUCCGAAGCGUCUUAGCCCCCACUCAGCCUCGGAAACAUCACAGCUUUGUUUCCCGUAUCCUCACUUUCCACUCGACAGCAACUUUAUUCUUCUCGACUAAUUUAAUGCAGGUGUUGAUCCUUAGAUACAUAUUUUGGAUUUCCUGCUUUCUAGUCUUAAAAUUAGGCCCCAUUUCCUAGAUGACUUUAAUAACUACUGUUUCUCUCCAUUCCUGUGGAUUUUGGACCCUUGUCUUCAGAAGCUGGACCCUUGCCUAAAAACUAAAACUAAAAGGGCCAAUUCAGAUUCUUCCACCGGUUUCAAAGGGAAUUGGAGCAAGAAUAACCACUUACAGAGUAUCUUCUGCAUGAAAGGGCCCUUUAGACACUUUGCAGGGUGGUCUCAUUUAAUCCUAAAAAUAACCCUGCAAGGAGUGCAUUAUUACGCCUGUUUUAAGGUGAGGACACUACAACUCAGAUAUAGUAUCUUGCCCAGCAACAGGUUUGUUCCCCGUAUUCUGUAUCUCUAUGUUCUGGACAGAUUGAGGUCACAGGACUCCCCUUGAAUUCCAGGAUAUUCGUGGUCCCUUUCCCCCGUAAAUAAUAAACACAGGCCGAGAUCCCCAGUGCCUUGUCUCCUCCUGAUCCCGGGGUGUUAAGUGUGCUCAUUUCCCUCUUAUCUGUCCUUCAAACCCCAGCUUAAAUGUCCUCUUAAAGAGAUACUUCACUUACUAUUCUCUGAUCUCGUCAGUCUGAAAUUUUGUUGUGUUUACGUACAAUAGUGUAUCGAGCAAUGGAUUGUUCUCAUUUAUAUUCAUAGGCUCCCUCCCACUAGCUGGAGAUUUGAGGACAGGGCUCAGUGGGUCGUGACUGGUGUGAGUCUCUCUAGAAUCACGGCGCGUGGCUCAGUGCUGCGCUCUGGCAGACAUUCGCGGAUCAAUCAGACUCCCAAACAUACCUUCCCCAUAAACUUCAGAAGAGAUGUUUACGUACACUCUAACUCUGACUUUCUGUUGCUUUUGUCUCUGCGGUGGGAGAAUUCAAGGGAUGUGACCUGACGAUCGAACCCAACAGGGCCGAGCGGCGCCUCUCCGGACUCAGCAUGCUACAACGUAAGGGUCAUUCAUCUAAACAAGAUAACUUAGCAGUCACUGCAGUUGCUUUACAAGAUCACAUUUUACAUGACCUUCAGCUUCGAAAUCUUUCAAUAGCAGAUCCUUCCAAGACAAAGGCACAACAGAGAGACACCAGAUCCAAGUCUCUAAAAAGAAAUACAAAAGCAGUAAUAGAUACUGGGCUUAAAACAACGGUACAAGGCCCUAAAGUAGAAGAUCCAGAAAGAGAAUAUGUUCUUGAUCCAAAACCACCACCCUUAACUUUAGCUCAGAAGUUGGGCCUGUUUGAACCUCCCCCAUUGCCAGUAUCAUCAGAGGAAUGGGAAAAAGUGAAACAAAGAUCCAUCAUGCAAGGGGACUCAACGCAGCCAUGCCCAAUAUGCAAAGAAGAAUUUGAACUUCGCCCCCAGGUGCUGCUUUCAUGUUCCCAUGUGUUUCACAGAGCAUGCCUCCAGGCUUUUGAAAAAUUCGCAAAUAAAAAAACCUGCCCCCUCUGUAGAAAGAACCAGUACCAAACCAGAGUGAUUCACGACGGAGCGCGGCUGUUCAAAGUAAAGUGUGCGACAAGGAUCCAGGCCUCCUGGAGGGGACACGUGGUGAGGAAGUGGUACCGAGACCUGAGGAGAACAGUGCCGCCCACGGACGCCAAGUUGAGGAGAAAAUUCUUUGAAGGAAAGUUCACAGAAAUCAGCCGCCGCAUACUGUGCUCCUACAACACAAACAUAGAAGAGCUGUUUUCGGAAAUCGACCACUGCCUGGCCAUAAACCGAAGUGUUCUUCGGCAGCUGGAGGACAGGUGUGGCCACGAGCUCACAGACGGCGAUCCAGGUAGGCUUGUGCUGCAGGCUCUGCACCGGGAGACCCAUGAGUGUCCCAUCUGUCUCACCCCACUCCCCACCAGCGGCGACUGUCGCCAGGACCCGGUGGAGAUGCUCUGCGGCCAGCCUUCCCGAGAGAUGGUCCUCCUGUCCUGCUCACAUGUGUUUCACCACACGUGUCUCCUUGCCCUGGAGGAGUUCUCCCUGGGAGACAGCUCUCCUUUCCAUGCCUGCCCCCUCUGCCGCUCUUGCUAUCAAAAGAAGAUUCUGGAAUGUUGAAUUCACAGUCAGGGAAAACUAUCAUUCCUGGGGGGGGACGUUUACCUUAAUUUUGGAUAAACCGUAUGGGUUUGGGGUUAAGUGCUGCGGUGUGAUCUGUUCUGCAAUGAAACGUGUUUUUACCAGCUGUGUGUAGGAACCCUAAAUGCAUU